Rhodotorula toruloides NP11 is the source of this 2856-nucleotide messenger RNA. RefSeq names its product transmembrane GTPase fzo1. Gene Ontology annotation, cellular component: mitochondrial outer membrane. The record is from RefSeq and is a predicted model, not a curated record. NCBI's taxonomy places the organism in Eukaryota, Fungi, Basidiomycota, Microbotryomycetes, Sporidiobolales, Sporidiobolaceae. Gene Ontology annotation, molecular function: GTP binding; GTPase activity. Gene Ontology annotation, biological process: mitochondrial fusion. The transcript is spliced from 4 exons. The coding region runs from base 1 to 2856 and encodes 951 amino acids.
AUGCAGUCCGCCAGUGUGCCGCUCCGCCAUGCCUCGGAGGAACCACAAGAGUUCCCCUUCGUGGCCUCGCCGCUCCAGUCGCCGAAGCCGAUGAGCCGGCGCUCGUCGUUGCUCAACUCGUCGACCGCCUCGGCUCAGGUGCUGUUCGGCAAGGCGUGGCAAGGGACGGAGGAGGAGUUGCAGAGGAAGCAUGAGGAUGAACAGCGUGCUUACGGCAACAAGCGCGAGUUGCUCGUACGGUCGCUGGACGAGGCGUCAGUGCUCGUCAAGAGUCUCGCGACGUUCAACCAGAACAAGUGGACCGUCCACUACCCGCACCAGCUUGGCGUGUCGACCGUCGCUGAUGCGUCAACUCCCCCUCAUCGCGCCGCCAGUUCGCCUUCCACGCCCAAUGCUCGUUCCGCCAUCAAGGGAGCUCGUCAGGCGCCAUUGCGUCGCAGUGCAUCCAUGUUCCCCGAGGAGGCUGUUGCGGGCGAAGAGCCGGAGUCUCCAGCUCGCCCUUCGCCUCAGAGGGCCUACUCGCUCGUCGACAGUCCGCCUGCACCCGCCGCUUCAAAGGAUUCGACGCCCGUGCAUCCGCUCUCCAUCCUCUCUCUCGACCUCAAGAUGGGUCACCCGAGCACGUCGACCGCCCAGCUGCCCGCCUUGAUCCCCUCGCUUUCGCUUUCGACCCUCUCGCAACUUCUGUCCCGCCGCCUCACGACCUCCCUUAGCCACAUCUCUUCUCUCCGCACUCGUGUCCUCGACUCGUCUUCCCGCGUGCUCGUCACGGGAGACCUCAACACCGGCAAGUCGACCUUCGUCAACGCGCUUCUCCGCCGCGAGGUCAUGCCGUGGGACCAGCAGCCGUGUACGACCGUAUUCUGCGAGGUUCUCGAUGCGAGUCUGAACGAGGGCAAGGAGGAGCUGCAUGCGAUCCGGGACGUCGAGAAGUACGAUCGCUCGAACCCGGAGACAUUCGAUGUCUUCUCGCUCGAGCAGGUGUACGACGUGCAGGACACGGGCGACGAGUACCAGAUCGUCAAGGCGUACGUGCACGACGGACGCGCGCCGGUGUCGGAGAACGAGCCGAACCCUUCGUUUAUCAAGAACGGCCUCGUCGACAUCUCGCUCAUCGACGCACCCGGCUUGAACCGCGACACCCUUUCGACUACUGCCCUCUUCGCCCGCCAGUCCGAGAUCGACGUCAUCGUCUUUGUCGUCUCUGCCGAGAACCACUUCACCCUCUCAGCGAAGGAGUUCCUCUGGAACGCCAGCCGCGAGAAGGCCUACGUCUUCAUCGUGGUCAACAAGUGGGGCGGCAUUCGCGACAAGGCGAGGUGCAUGCGCGUCGUCGGUGAGCAGAUCAAGCAGCUCUCGCCCGCGACGUGGGAGAACCGCGCCGAGCUCGUCCACUUUGUCGAUGCGGCAGAAUACGUCGAGGGUCCCGCCGAGGUCUCGGUUGAAGAACCCAGCGCGUUCGACCACCUCGAGCAGUCGCUCCGCUCGUUCGUCCUCCUGAAGCGGUCCAAGUCGAAGCUCGCGCCCGCCAAGCACUACCUCCUCAACCUCCUCGCCGACCUCUCAACUCUCGCCUCUGCCAACGUCGUAGCCGCCAACGACGAGCUCUCCGCCGCCUUGCGCGAGCUCGAGCGCAUCCGCCCGAUCCACGAGCGCCUCUCAGCCCAGCGCGACGAGGUCGAGGAAGGCGUCGACCGCGUCGAGGAGACAGUCGUCGAGUCCGUCAAGUCCGCCGCGUGGUCUCGCCUCGAGCGCGCGCUCAACUACAUCGCAGAAGGCAAGGUCGUCCCUCCCGCCGAGUCGACCAUCGACGCCGACUCGCGACAGGUCUUUGAGGGAACCGACUCUCUUGAUGGCCCGACAGACCUGCCGCCUUAUCCGGGCGUGUGGGGCAUCUGGGAGUGGGCGAACGACGUCAAGAAGACGCUCGUCCGUGCGCUCGAGGCUGAGGUUCGCGCGGCCGAGGACGACGCGAGGUUCGAGACGGUUGACGGCGUCAAGACGGUCAUGAACGACCUCGGCGACAAGUACCUGCCCGAGGAUGGUGAGACGGCUGGCGAGGCGGUCCAGCAGGAGCAAGCGAAGAACGGCCGCGUCUUCCGCCCCGAAGUCAUGUUCGCCAAACGUCGUCGCGGUGUCGGCAGGCUCGCAGCACGCGGCGUGUCAACCGGACUCGGACUCGGGUCGGCUGGACUCGGCGUCAACUGGUCCGUCACCGACUUUGACGUCUCGUUCUUUGACAUGUUCGACUUUGAGCGCAUGACGUCGCACGGCGACGCGCUGAGGGGAAGGAAGGAGCACAAGUUGAUCGAGGACGAUGUUGUCGAGAAGGGCACGCUCGUCGGGCUAGGACUCGGCAGCAUCGGCAUGGUCGGCUCGAGGAUCAUCGGCAUCAAGGGCACGAUGGGCAGCCUGACUCGCAUCAUCGAGAUGCUCGGCUCGAAGCAGGCGAGAAAGUGGGCCGGGCCCGUCAUCGGCGUCCUCACUGUUGGCCUCGUCGUCUAUGUCAUCGUCGAUCUCCCGCGCGCCAUUCCUCGCAACAUCGGCCGCAAGCUCCAGCUCUCGCUUUCGCCUCCUCCCGCUCUCCUCUCCGGCUCGUCCUCGGCCUCCUCACCGCCCGUCACUUUCGCCUCUGCCCACUCCGAUCGCAUCGCACGCGAGGUUCGCAAGGUCCUCCGCCUCGCCGGCUGGGACCUGCGCGAGCGUUUCCGCGCUGCGCUCGACAAGUCCGCCGCCGAGCGGAAAGAAGUCGAGGGAGUCGUUGCCCGCGCCGAGGGCGCCUUGCAGUUCCUCGAGGAGUUUGAGGGCAAGGUCCGCGAGGGCCAAGGUCACGUCAAGGUCAUCGACCUGGAUUGA